AUGGCUGCGGCUCAGACGCAAGAGGGCAUUCAGCCCCGUGUCCUCGGCAAGCUCAUCACAUUUGCGCUCCUCAUGGCCGUCGUGCCCAUCGGGUCAUACUUUGCCUCCAUCAAGUGGCUCUACGACGGCAACACCACCCACGCGGCACUUACCGCUGUCGCGGCCGCCAACAUUGUGCUCGCGGGCUACGUCUACCUCGCAUUCGCCGAGGACGCGGCCGAGCGGUCUGAGAUCAAGGAGAAGAAGGCCCAGUAA
Cutaneotrichosporon oleaginosum is the source of this 255-nucleotide messenger RNA. RefSeq lists its product as uncharacterized. Gene Ontology annotation, biological process: vacuolar proton-transporting V-type ATPase complex assembly. The record is from RefSeq and is a predicted model, not a curated record. Gene Ontology annotation, cellular component: endoplasmic reticulum membrane. Lineage: Eukaryota; Fungi; Basidiomycota; Tremellomycetes; Trichosporonales; Trichosporonaceae.